Messenger RNA from Blepharisma stoltei, 2203 nucleotides. Lineage: Eukaryota; Ciliophora; Heterotrichea; Heterotrichida; Blepharismidae. The record is from the annotation of a GenBank genome assembly.
AUGCACUUCUUCAGUGGCGGCGGCGGAGGUUUCCCAUUCGAAGAUUUUUUUAGUCAACAAGGCCCUCAAGAACCAGAAGAAGAGGUUGACAACACUCGCUUUUACACUUUACUUGGAGUCGACAAGUCAAUAUCCUGCGCUGAUGUCAAAAAAGCAUUUAGACAAUUAGCCAAAACCAAGCAUCCUGAUAAAGGCGGAGAUCCUAACUCCCCCCCCCCUCCGUGAGCGAACAAAACCAUUAGAAAAAUCGCCAUUUUUUGACCAAAAACCCACCCUCCGUGAGUGAACAAAAUUUUUUUAAUAGAAAAAAUUUUAAUGGAAAAAAAUUUUGAUAUAUAAGUGAUAAUUAGUAUAAUGAAAUCUAGAGCUAAUUCUGUUUAAUUUUAAACAAAUUGCGUUUUAAAACAUAAAUUUUGCAAAUUAAAUUAAUAUUUGCUUCCCAAUUUUUGCAAAUUAGGAUUUUUUUAAAUUUCGAAAAAAAUAUUUUUUAUAAAAUUUAUAUAUAAAUUUUUUUAAAAAAAAAAAUUAACCCCCCUCCGUGAGCGAACAAAAUUUUUUUGUUCGCUCACGGAGGGGGGGGGGAGUAAGGAAUUUCAAGAAAUCACCCACGCUGCUGAAAUCCUUUCAGACCCAGAAAAAAGAAAAGUUUAUGAUAGAUAUGGCGAGAAAGGCAUCAAUCAAGGGAUGACUGGCGGUGACACUGAAGCCACAAGCAUAUUCGAUUUAUUGUCAGGAAGAGGCGGAAGAAGAAGAGAACAAAGCGGCCCACAGCGAGGAGAGGACGCGACGCAUACUUUGAAAGCCAGCUUGGAAGAGAUUUAUAAUGGCGCCGUCAAAAAAAUCGCAAUUAACAGAGACCGAGUCUGCCAGGCCUGCAACGGAGAAGGAGGGACUAACGCAAAAACUUGUAGUGGAUGCAAAGGCAGAGGAAUGGUCAUUAUCAUUAGUUACUUAUAAACGCUUAUUUUCAAUACGGGCUACUUCCUCCAGAAUUUUAUCCUUCCUUGUAGUAAGGGCUCACUGGGCUGGCCUGCUUUGAUUACAGCUGCACGCUUGGUGACGAUGCCAUAGGCUUUGACGACUCGUAAUGAGCUACUUUCUUCACCGUAAGUGAGUUGCCUGCACAGAAAAUUCAAAAUUGGAUUUUUUGGUUAAAUCUCGGCAAAAAGGAAAAACAUGAAGCUUAGUUGCUCGAUUGGCCUAGACAAUGCCUAUAGAUUCUACUGAGUUUACCAUUUCCAACUCAAUGCUUCCCUUCUACACGAGUUAAAAUCCAACUCUGAAAGUAGACUAAGGCUAAGUUCCAAACACUAUUGGAUUGCUUACCUAGCAUUGCUGUCCAUCCUUGGGCUUGCAAAACCUUGCUGAUACAAUUAAAUAUUUUGCUUAAGGCUGCAUGGCCGUAGUCCAUGCCUGAGCUCAGGCCAUAUUUAAUUAUGGCAUAGGAAUGGUCAACAAACUCCAAAUGAUUGGCCCUAAUAUGUAUACCCAAUCAGUUGGUGCAUGUGACGACUGCAACGGCACAGGCAAAACAUAUGAUGCCAAAAACCGCUGCAAGGAAUGUAAAGGUAAAAGGAUUUUCCAAGAGCGCAAAGUCAUUGAAGUUACUAUUGACAAAGGUAUCCCGAACCACCACAAAUACUCAUUUAUGGGAGAAAGUGAUGAGAAACCUGGAGUCUUGCCUGGUGAUCUUAUAGUAAUUAUUGAAGAAAAGCAUCAUGAAAUAUUCAAGCGCAAGCAUGCCGACUUGAUUUUGCUGAAGAAAAUCACAAUAAAAGAAGCCCUGACUGGCUAUAAAUUCAAAGUAGCCCAUCUGGAUGGGACAGAAAAGAUCAUUGAAUCUACUCCAGGAGACAUUAUAAAGCCAGGUGACGUCAGAACAGUAAGGGAUCUUGGCAUGCCCAUAAUGAGGACUCCUUUUAAAUUCGGAAACUUAUUUGUAACUUUUGAGGUCGAAUUUCCCCCACCGAAAUCGUUAAACGCUCGACAAAUUGAGGAGCUGAAAAAUUUGAUACCUGGAGAGUCUAUGGAAAUUGACAGCGCAGGUGCUGAAAAACAUAUGACGAUUGAGUUUGAUAAGUCGCAUCAGACAGAAAAUAAUACCAAGAUUCAUUCAGACUAUAAAGAUGAAGAAGAAGAUGAUUUAAAUGAUCCAAGAUUUGAAGGAGCCAGAAGAGUUAAUUGUUCUGGGGUUAUAUUUUAG